Gadus macrocephalus (Pacific cod) is the source of this 3180-nucleotide messenger RNA. RefSeq names its product Rh family, C glycoprotein b (gene rhcgb). Gene Ontology annotation, molecular function: ammonium channel activity. The transcript is spliced from 11 exons. Bases 212 to 1669 code for a protein of 485 amino acids. Gene Ontology annotation, cellular component: plasma membrane. NCBI's taxonomy places the organism in Eukaryota, Metazoa, Chordata, Actinopteri, Gadiformes, Gadidae. Gene Ontology annotation, biological process: ammonium homeostasis; ammonium transmembrane transport. The record is from RefSeq and is a predicted model, not a curated record.
CGUGUCCAAUCGUAGCGGCCUAGAGAAGAGGGAGUGUCGCUGUGCUAUCCCAUGCAGAAAGUGGCUCGUCUUCCUAACUGGGAGAGAUAACCCUGCUGUCUUUCUGCUCCAGGUGCACACGGUGAUCUGAGACACGCAGCCUCCACUGUCUGCCCCUCUGUCCCCACAACUCAGCCUUUUGUCCCCUCCCUACCCCUCCACCACCUCCAGGAUGGGCUGCGUCCAGAGCUUCAGGGAUCUGUGCGACCGUCCCAAGAACACCAACGUGCGCGUCAGCCUGCCGGUGGUCUGCUUCGUGUGGCAGACGGCCAUGGUCAUCCUGUUUGGCGUCUUCAUCCGCUACAACACCGAGUCGGACGUCCGCUGGCGGGAGUUCAGGAGGACAAACAACAUCUCGAGCGACAUCGAGAAUGACUUCUAUUUCAGAUACCCAAGUUUCCAGGACGUCCAUGUGAUGGUGUUCGUGGGCUUCGGGUUCCUCAUGACCUUCUUGAAGCGCUACAGCUUUGGGGCGGUGGGCUUCAACUUCCUCAUUGCGGCCUUCGGCCUCCAGUGGGCGCUGUUGAUGCAGGGCUGGUUCAGCUCCCUGGACACCGACGGGAAGAUCAAGAUCGGCGUUGAGAACCUGAUCAACGCGGACUUCUGCGUGGCCGGCUGCCUGAUUGCCUACGGGGCGGUGCUGGGGAAGGUGAGCCCGGUGCAGCUGCUGGUGCUCACCCUGUUCGGGAUCACCCUGUACGCCGUGGAGGAGUACAUCAUCCUGUCCAUCAUACACGCCAGGGAUGCUGGAGGCUCCAUGGUGAUCCACACCUUCGGGGCUUAUUAUGGUCUGGCCAUCUCGUGGAUGCUGUACCGGCCCAACCUGGAGCAGAGCAGCCGUCUGCAGGGCUCUGUGUACCACUCAGACGUGUUCGCUAUGAUCGGCACCCUGUUCCUGUGGAUGUUCUGGCCCAGCUUCAACUCGGCCCUGACGGACCACGGGGACGGGCAGCACCGGGCCGUCAUCAACACCUACCUCUCCCUGGCCUCCACGGUGCUCACCAGCGUGGCCGUCUCCAGCCUGUUCCAGAAGCAGGGGAAGCUGGACAUGGUGCACAUCCAGAACGCCACCCUGGCGGGGGGCGUGGCGGUGGGCACGGCGUCCGAGUUCAUGCUGAUGCCCUACGGCUCGCUCAUCGUGGGGUUCUUCUGCGGCAUCAUCUCCACCCUGGGAUACAUCUACCUCACGCCCUUCCUGGAGAAGCACCUGAAGAUCCAGGACACCUGCGGGGUCCACAACCUCCACGCCAUGCCGGGGGUGAUCGGGGGGGUGGUGGGCGCCAUCACGGCCGCCGCCGCCACAGAGACCGUCUAUGGAAAAGAAGGGCUGAUAAACACAUUUGACUUUGAUGGUGACUUCAAGGGCACAACCCCUAGUAGGCAGGGGGGCAUGCAGGCAGCCGCGCUGUGUGUGGCCCUCGUCUUCGGCAUCGGGGGGGGCAUCUUCGUCGGGUGUAUUCUAAGGUUACCUAUAUGGGGAGAUCCUGCAGAUGAGGACUGCUUCGAUGACCAGUUCUACUGGGAGUUACCUGAAGACGAAGAGAGUGUUGAACCUGUCCUUGAAUACAAUAACCACACAAUAAGGAACAAAAACGUAGCUGAAACCAUUUUCAGUGUUGAGCAGACCUGACCUGUCUGCUUCCUGCAGGAACCCUGGUUCCUUGUCCUUUAACUACGGUUUCGAACCUUCAAACUGAUCAAACAAGGCACUUAGGACUAGUCUAAUAAUGGCUCCUAUAUCUCUCUACAUUUCUCAAAAGUUUUAAAUUAGGAAUGGGAUGGCGAACUUUCCCUCUUCAAACGCAAAUAUGGGGGAUUUGCCGCUUUGCAUAGCUAGGGCUUUUAAUUUGGAAUAUUUCGAUUCAUAAUAAUUUUUAUCUUGCAGUUGAACAAGUUCUAAGAUAACUAUUACUUGUUGAAAUUGUGUUGCUUGAAGGAUAAAACCUAAACUGCACUUUAAUGUUUGAUUCCUGGUUUUGCACAAAAUUCUAAUUUGUCCAACUGCUGGUGAAGUCGUGGGACUUAGAAAUUAUGCUUGAAGUAAACACAUAGAUGAAUUAUUUGAAAUGUGCCGUUGGCAAAAAAAAACUCCUAAAAAAAUUAAACUGCAUAGUUGCAGUUUUUGUCCAAAUUUUCCCGGUUUUAAUAAAUAUUUGGAUAACUAAAUUUUUUUGAUGUAGUUCGAUAGAAAGAUAAAUAGAACAUUAGAAUCAACUUAGAAUGUAUGAAUGAAAAUUGGCAAUAACCAUUUUCAUUUUAACAAAAAUACUGAGGGCAUUAAUCCAACUCAAUAUUUGUGUAAAUGUCUUUACAAUUGUCAUGGCAACUUAUGUGUUUGUAUAAUAAUAACUAUAUGUAAAAGUGAACAUUAGUUACAGCAAUUUAAUGAUUUUUAAUGUAAUACAUGUUUAUUUAUUCAAAUUGGAUUGACGGUGGAUGGUGUUAUGGAUAAUCAUUGAUCUUCAACAGGUUAUCCAAUAAAUAAAAGUUUAAAAAACAAUUCAAGGUCAGUCAUGUCCCGGGGAUUGUCUCCUGAGGGUUCAGGUCAAAGGUCAAGUAGUCUGCCGUCUCCAGUGGUGGUCAGUCAACAGCUUUAUUGGUCUGACCCUAGGUCAAAGGUCAGACAAACAGAAAGGUUAGUGACCCGGCUACACGUGUAAGACCAAACGGGGACGCACGCACAUGGUCGCUGUAAAAUGUAUUGUUUUAGAAAUGUGUGUUACUUUAAUGACACAAGAAGAACAAUUGAUACUGACUCUCCAGCAGACUGGGCUGUUUCUAGCCUAUUACCGCCUAUCUAUAAUAUAUUAUCGGGCAAUUAGCAUCUGCUGGUUAAAACCCUUUAAUAACGAUGUGUAGACCUACUUGUCGAUUCACAGCAGAAACAAAUUCCAUCCCCUUUCUCCUCCGGCCAUAUUCUGCCUUGCGCUCAUCCUCCAAAAAGCGGUUUGAUUGUAUAUACAUACACACACCUUUGCGUUAUUUCUUUAUUUGCGUCAGUACAAUGACCUUUGUUCACUCUUAUCCAAACGGACCCAGCCGAGCAGUAUCAGAGCGGCGGCUAGGCUACAACAUCUCCUCCACCGGCGUCGUUAGACGAACGGACCUCUGCGUUAGAUAGCGGGGAACGACCCCCACACU